GGCCGGCUGCGGAUUAGGCUUGAGCGGCAGCCUGGUUAACCAGCACCCCUCUAGCCCGCAGCAACUUGCACACACAAGUCAUUCCCCGGCCGCUGCCAGGAGUGCACGCUGCAGCACUCUGCUGUAGUGCCCCGGGAGAGCUGCCACCUGGGAACAAAGGGACGGGAGAGGGGAAGGACGAGGCUUGUAAUGGAUCUGAGCCCAGGAAUUCAAAAGAUGUCUGUAAGCCAGCAGCAAUCAGGAAGAGGGGUGCCUUGUCUGCGAUGCAGAGGGAUGUGUACAGGCUUUGAGCCACAUUCUUGGAGGAAAGUAUGCAAGUCAUGCAAAUGUAGCCAGGAGGAUCACAGCUUGAGCUCUGACGCAGAAGAUGAUCGGAAAAUUGGCCGGUUGUUGUCUGACUCCAAGUAUUCUACUCUCACUGCCCGGGUGAAAGGUGGUGAUGGUGUUCGCAUCUACAAAAGGAACCGCAUGAUCAUCACUAAUCCUAUUGUGUCUCGGAAAGAUCCAACGUUUGACACGAUAACUUAUGAGUGGGCUCCACCGGGACUGACCCAGAAGCUGGCUAUACAGUACAUGGAACUGAUUCCAAAGGAUAUGCAACCAGUUGCCGGCACGGAAGGGGCGUCCUAUCGUCGUAGGCAGUUAAUGAGGCAGCUUCCCAUUUAUGACCAGGACUCUUCCCACUGCCGUGGCCUUGCUGAAAGUGAGAUAAAGCUUAUGGAAGAUUUUGUAAAGAAAUAUAAAAGUGAUGCCCUGGGAGUUGGUGAAGUUGCACUUCCUGGCCAAGGUGGCAGUGCCAAGGAAGAAGGGAAGCAGCAUGACAAAAAUGGAGCUGCAAGUAAACCACCCAUUUCAACCAACGGAGCCCUGAGUGAUGCACCAACGGGAGUGGAGUAUUGCUGCGAGAACUGCAAACAGGUGGUGCCUACGGACUGCCCGGUGGUGUACGUGGACAGAGCAGGCUACAAUCGCCAGUGGCACCCAGGCUGUUUUGUAUGCCACAAGUGUUCUGAACCUCUGGUUGACCUGAUCUACUUCUGGAAGAACGGUGCGGUUUGGUGUGGGCGCCAUUACUGUGAGAGCAUAAGGCCACGCUGUGCAGCUUGUGAUGAGAUAAUAUUCUCAGAGGACUACCAGCAAGCUGAAGGGCUGACCUGGCACAAGAAACACUUUACCUGCCUGGUGUGCGAGACACUGCUGACUGGCAAAUCCUUCAGCCUGGAUAAAGCCAAGCUUCUAUGUACAACCUGCAGUAAAACCAAACAGCCCUAAACACCCAAUAGCUUGAGAAUCCAAAGUCUGCUCUCAUAGAUCCAAGUUAGAAUUGGUGUAAAUUGACAAAUAUGUGGAAAGGGUUGGAGAGGGGAAAAUCACUUCGUGUUUUGCUCAAACUAGUCUGGCGGUUCACUGCCAGGCAACUAGAAACCAAUUCCCCCCACCUUAAAUUGAAGGAAAAUAACCCUUUGGGGAGGAAAUAAAAAGGAAAUUCACAUGCUACGGGACAAGAAGGAGAUCUCUGGUCUCUUACUGGGAAAGAAUUGCACUAACGCACUGGCAUAAGUAGUUUCUGGGACAUCAUAUCCACUAGGCUAAACCUUGUGAUUAGCAUGUGACUAAUUUGAACCCAAGAAAUCCAGAAACAUGCAGACUUCUGGUUCAACUGUAAGAUCUUGCUGCAUCCUUUUUAUAAUGACACAUUUCAAAAGCCCGUUUUGGCAUACUAAACCUGUGGUCAAUAACUAGUCUUAUGGAGUACGUGUAUUCAUAGAAAACUAAAAAUAUCAAUGGAUUCAAAGAAUUAGAUUAACCUAAGAAAUUAUGUUGUGGGCAGGAAAAUUGUAUCUAUGGUGGAAAUGUCCCACUUUUUCACUGUAGUUUUGGCAUAUUAAUUGCCUGCAAGAAUGUGGUUGCAGGUAGGUUAUUGCAGUCCUCCUGUGAGCCAGGCAUAUCUAGGCUGAUGGCAGAAUGGAGUGAUUAUAAGGGCAAUUGACUAAUCCCACUAUUUAAUUGGAAUUUUGAUAUGAAAAUUUCCUGGAAAUUCUUAGACUUGUAGCCCCCAAGCUACAGGCUUUAACCUCAUACUCACUUCUCAUCCCCUUUUAUAGUUAGUGAAUUUCUGGGGAGAGGCAUGGUAUUAAUGGGAGUAAUAAUGGGAUGGCCUCAAAAGUGGGAUUUAUUUGGAUUUGAUUUGUGUACCACUGGUUUUUGGUCUGGAAGUCUCACAGAAACCAACUUUCUCAUCAAAACAGUCUUGGUUCUUGCUGUGCCUGAAACAUUAGGAUAAUGCUUUAAUGCUCCCACCCAAGAAACUGAAAAAGGAUUCUUAACUUCCAGACAUUCCCAAUCCUCUUAUCAAUUCCCUAACCCAUCUGAUUCUGGUAAUAGACCAAAAGAACAUCCAAAUUGGUACACAGUGGUAUAAGCCUGGUUUUCUAUAUUUUAUACCCAAAUUACUCGCUAAAGAGAACUGUAAUAGUUUGCAACAAUAUUUCCCUGCUACAUAUGUAAAAUGCUUGGGAUUGCUGGCUAAACUAUCUUUAAACUAUAGAAGAUGUGUGUCUGACUUUCAGCCAGGCUAGGUAUAACUGCAUGCUGAGUGUGUGAACAAUUUCUGUAAUAUUACUGAAAAUGUGGUGAAUUUGAACAUGCAACAAACAUAUUGGCAUAAGCAGUUGAAAGCUGGAUGCACAUAUCAGGUUCCUAGUUCUUCACACCUUAUUGCAGGCACAACUGCACAUGCAGUCACACAGCAAGGGUGUACAUUAGACAUGUUCCAAGUGAAACCUAAGUUUACUCAAACCCAACUUCACACCUGAAAAGGAGAACAUCUGCCAAUAUAAAUGAAUCCAUAUAAGCCUAUCCCUGGGAAUAGGGGUGGGAAUGGAUAAAUACACAUAGGAAGGUCUGUAAAAACAUAGUGGGGACUCUUUUAUGAUGCACAUAAUAAAGGCUCUGUUAUGAAUGCCGCUGACUUAGUUGACAUGUUUAUAAUUGGUAUUCCUGGACAUGCCUGGACAUUUAAAAAUAAAACCCUACCUCCAUGACUGAUGUAGUAGCAUCAAAAGUUUUGAAGUUAUGCUGAUAGUAAUAGUGAUGGGAACAGUGAAAAUGCAUCAUUUGUGGAGUAACUACAGUAUGCAUAUUUCCGGGGGUUGCCUGUGGCCAUUUUGUCAAUCUGACUCAUCUCUGAUUUCAGCUACUUAUAAAUCACUUUAAAAUGUGUUGACUCCAAGUUACAAUAGGAAUUGUUCAGAUCUAUUUGAAUAGCUUUAGAUAGACGUAGUCAAUGAUCAUUGAAUGUUAGCAAUGUAUGAAUGGAAAAUAAAAACCAAUGGCUUCAUUUUACUGCACCCUUCAUGUUCUUUGUAGUACCCUGAAUUAUUGCUGCCCAAUGUAUGUGAACUUUCUAAAGUCCGUCUGACAUUGUUUGUUUGUUUGUUUCUUUUUUAAAUGUACUUCUGUACCUGAAAAGAUUAAGGGUAAAAAGCACACACUGCAUGCAAUGGGGGGUGACAAUAGCCUGAAUCAGGUAGCGAAUACUCUUUAAAUGCUGUCUGGCUGCUAAUUUCUUUAUUGAAUGACAGGUAUUCACUUUCUAUUUGUGCUCUGUUAUGCUAUAUUGUAGCCAAAUCACUUCAUAAGAGGUAAAUAUGAAAAAAGAAUGUGCGUUGAAGAAACCUACAAAUCACAUGCAAUGAGCCAAUAAAACAUUGUUCUUUUUAAAUGUAGUAAAUAUCACUCUUGCAGUGAAUACAGUACAUCUUUGGUAUACCCCC
Messenger RNA from Mauremys reevesii (Reeves's turtle), 3776 nucleotides. RefSeq names its product LIM and cysteine rich domains 1 (gene LMCD1). Lineage: Eukaryota; Metazoa; Chordata; Testudines; Geoemydidae. The record is from RefSeq and is a predicted model, not a curated record. Bases 190 to 1272 code for a protein of 360 amino acids. The transcript has 6 exons. Gene Ontology annotation, molecular function: zinc ion binding.